This is a messenger RNA of Drosophila takahashii, 1516 nucleotides long. Its product is annotated as spliceosome-associated protein CWC27 homolog. Gene Ontology annotation, cellular component: catalytic step 2 spliceosome. Gene Ontology annotation, molecular function: peptidyl-prolyl cis-trans isomerase activity. Lineage: Eukaryota; Metazoa; Arthropoda; Insecta; Diptera; Drosophilidae. The record is from RefSeq and is a predicted model, not a curated record. Gene Ontology annotation, biological process: protein folding; protein peptidyl-prolyl isomerization.
CUGGAAAAAUGAGCAACAUUUACAUCCAGGAGCCGCCCACCUCGGGCAAGGUCCUUCUGAAGACCACCGUGGGCGACAUAGACAUCGAGUUGUGGGCGCGGGAGUGUCCAAAGGCUUGCAGGAACUUCGUGCAGCUCUGCAUGGAGGGAUACUACAAGAACACCGAGUUCCACCGGCUGGUCAAGGGCUUCAUUGUCCAGGGAGGCGAUCCAAAUGGCGAUGGCACCGGCGGCGAGUCGAUCUACGGACAGCCCUUCAAGGACGAGUUCCACUCGCGACUGCGGUACACGCGUCGCGGUCUCGUGGGAAUGGCCAACUCCGGCAAGGAUGACAACGCCUCGCAGUUCUUCUUCACAUUCGCACCCACGCCCGAGUUGCAGAAUAAGAAUACGCUAUUUGGGAAGAUCACCGGCGACACCAUAUUCAACAUGCUCAAGCUCGAGGAGGGAAUCGUUGAUCACCAGGAGCGACCAAUGCACCCGCAUCGCAUCGUUUCCACAGAGGUCCUCUCGAAUCCGUUCGAUGAUAUUGUGCCACGCAUUUUGGCCAAACCGUCCUCCAAAAGCAAAAAGAGCAAGAAGGAACGCCAAGGAGUCAAGAACUUUGGCCUGCUUUCCUUUGGCGAAGAAGCCGAGGGCGAUGAGGAGGAGACCAACGUUUACGUAAAACAGAACGCCGGUAAAGCUAAAUCCUUGCACGACGUCGUAGAUGAUCCCAAACUAAGCAAGGAACCCAUAAGCGUACCCAAAUCACAAACUACCGAAAUCGAGGAUCCCCUGUCCGACGAUUGCCCUGAAAAUAAUGACAAGGAGAAACCUUCAACUGCCAGCUCAGAUCUCGUCAAAAUGAAACUGUCCAAAAGUUCAAAGGGUCGAUCGGAGAAGAAAUCGAAGCCGGUUGUAGAAAAGUCUGAUUCUGAGGACGAAGAGGAUGUUCUGAUGACGCGCGAGCAAGAACAAAGUCGGAAAGUCUCAGAGGAAAAAUUAAAGAUCCGAGAAGAAAUUGCUUCUCUCAAGAAGCAAUAUCAAAUGGACAAGCAGAUCAAAGAUAAACUAGUUUCGAAUGGACAGGAAAAGCCAGCGAAAUCGUCUGAGUUGAAGGGUUCUAGUGAAAAUCAUUACAUAAACGAUUUUAUUGAGUCCAAGGAGAAGUAUACCGCCAAAGUCAAACUUCAGCCAAAAGGACAGUCAAGGGAGGCUUUUACACUGAGUUUACUCUCCAAGUUCCGCACCAAAUUGGACAACUUGAAGCAAAAGACAACCUCGGAUGAUGGCGAGCCGGAACCCAAGGAAUUGGACGAUCGUUCUGUGGAGCAGGAAAUAAUCGGCGACGACUGGCUGUCGCACACCUUAAACUUCAACAGCACGGCUCCCGUUUUGGCUAAAGAUGCCAAUAAAAAGGGCGACGAUUGGUACGAUGCCUAUGAUCCGCGAAAUCCUCUUAACAAACGCAAGCGGGGUGAAACUGGUUCGAGUUCGGGAAAGUCAAAAGCGAGUAAACGUGACUUUUAAGCAAA